This is a messenger RNA of Racocetra persica, 730 nucleotides long. NCBI's taxonomy places the organism in Eukaryota, Fungi, Glomeromycota, Glomeromycetes, Diversisporales, Gigasporaceae. The record is from the annotation of a GenBank genome assembly.
AAAACUUCAAACGGUUAUACGAGCCAUGAAGGUCCUUAUUUUGACGAUCCGGAUAUCGAUUCCAAAACAUCCUCAUUUGGAUCAUCAAGAGACGAUAUGGCGUUCGGAAAACGGCUAGUGGAACGCUCUAAAUAUAUUCCCCUCCGGCUGGAUAUGGAGGAACGGAAGCUUCUCAGAUUAUUGGAAGCUGCCCUUAACGUUUCUGAAUAUACGGACAAAAUCGAUAUUAUAUCACAUUCUUUAAGCAAAAAACACCGUAUCGUUCAACAGAUCAAAGAAUUAUGCAGCAUUUUGUCUGGCUUAGUCGUUGCAAGUGACUAUAAAAAAGGUCAAGAAAUGUUCGCGAAUAAGAUGUAUGAAGAACAUGAACAAUUCUUUCAAGAUAUUUUUGAAAUAGGGAGGCGGCACAAAAUAAUGAACCCAGAAAAAAUGAGGGAUGCUUAUGGAAAACUGAUGUACAUGUUAAUGGACUCUAUACUACCGGAAGUUCAAUCAUUGCUUUCCUUUAAUUUGGUCAAACCAAUAAAAACUGUUUACAAUUUUCUUGACGAGCGAAAUGGUCUUGAGUUGCUUUAUGAUGAAAAAGUUGCUAUUGCUAUCAGGGAAAUUAAACCGGAGGGAAAAACGAGAUACCAAAUAAAUAGUGAGAUCAGACAAAAAGAAAGGGCUGUUGAAAAUUUAGGGGGAAGUCGAAAUAAUGAUUUUGAAUUUGGACUUCCUUCUCCUCCAA